Messenger RNA from Caenorhabditis angaria, 899 nucleotides. The record is from the annotation of a GenBank genome assembly. NCBI's taxonomy places the organism in Eukaryota, Metazoa, Nematoda, Chromadorea, Rhabditida, Rhabditidae.
AUGAAUUUAUUAACAAGUAUUUUCGAAUCAUUAGUUCCUUUAUCUUCCGAUGGUUUUAAUUAUCAUUUUAUUGUUUUUGCACCACAUGGUAUACUUUUCGAAUAUAUUGGUUUUGCUCAAUUUUGUAUUGCUGUUAGAUGUUCGAUGUGUGCAUAUACUUAUGGUAUACUUAUUGUUCAUUUCAUCUAUCGAUAUUUCGCCAUUUGCAAGUAAGUUAAUAAAUUAAAAUUAAUGAUCUACUUCAAUUUCAUAGACCUCAAUAUACUAUUGCUUUCUUCAAACCUCGAUUCCUUACAUUAGUUAUCUUCUUCACAUUCUCAUAUGGAACUAUGUGGAUGGGAAUAAUUUAUCAAUGGCUUUGGCCAACUGACUCCUCUCGAUCUAUCGUUGAUCAGGGAUUCAAAGAUACUUACAAUGAAUCAAGUUAUAAUAUUCCAAUGAUUCUAGCGAAUUAUGAAUGGCCAAUUGAAAAUUGGAAAACAAAUGGACUUGUUGGAAUGGGUUUAAUAACUCUAAAUUCAGUCGUUGCUUUAGCAAUAGAUUCAGUAUUGGCUUGGAAAAUUCAUUCAGCAUUGAACAUUGUUACGUUGAGCAAUGUUAUCAAAAAACUGCAUCGUAACUUAUUGAUUACGCUUAUAGCUCAAACUUUUGUACCGAUCGCUGCGACUUUUAUUCCAAGUUUGAUAGCUUGGUAUUAUCCAUUUUUCGGCUUAAAAUGGGGAUAUUUCAAUAAUUCGUUUUUGAUUCCAUUUAUCAGUUUCUAUCCAGCAAUUGAUCCAAUUGUUAUUACUUUUGCAUUAACAGAUUAUCGUAAUGUUAUUCUUUCAUUUUUGGUUGAUAGAUGUGAAUCGGAACAAACAAGAACUCGAUUGAGAAGCACAUUUCAUAUCGAAUGUUGA